This is a messenger RNA of Cucurbitaria berberidis CBS 394.84, 876 nucleotides long. RefSeq names its product NAD(P)-binding protein. NCBI's taxonomy places the organism in Eukaryota, Fungi, Ascomycota, Dothideomycetes, Pleosporales, Cucurbitariaceae. Gene Ontology annotation, molecular function: oxidoreductase activity. Bases 1 to 876 code for a protein of 291 amino acids. The record is from RefSeq and is a predicted model, not a curated record. The transcript is spliced from 2 exons.
AUGGGCGGGAUAUCUACUCUCAACCUUAACAAGCCGGUUCGCCCUGGCAUCGAGCGCGCGCCCACUUCCACAAACCUCUCCAGACCGCUUCCGAUUCACCGCCUCGAUGGGAAAGUCGUCUUCAUCUCAGGCGGAGGCGGCAAGAUCGGUGUCGAGACGGCGGGGCGACUACUGAUCGAAGGCGCAAAUGUCGCUCUGAUUGACAUCGACCAGGCGUCCCUCGAGGCCGCGGUCCCUGUCCUCAAAGCCGCGAUACCCACUGGCGUCCCGUUCGAGAGCAGGCUAUUGACCAUCGCAGCCGAUGCGACCAAGGAGUCGGACGUCGAAGCGUGCGUGAAGAAGACGGUGCAGCGCUUUGGCAAGCUAGACGCCGCGCUGCUCAACUGCAGUGAAAGGGAAGAAAGCGGGAGCCUUCUCGAGCUGGGGGAAGACCAAUGGGAUAAAAUUAUGGCUAUCAAUACCAAGUCUGCGUUCCUAGGCGUCAAGCACACUGCCGCAGCCAUGUGCGCCUCCCCCUCCAACACCGGCGGCUCCAUCAUCAUCCGCUCUUCCAUCGCAGGCCUGCGCGGCUCCCCAGGCCUCCUCGCCUACAGCGCGUCUAAGUUCGCGCUCCGUGGCAUCGCACUCACCGCUGCUGAAGAGCUGGGCCCGCACGGCAUCCGCGUCAACACGAUUCACACGAGCAUCAUCGACACGCCGGGCUUCAGGGAGGGCUGGACCAAGGAGAGGCUUGCGGAGUUGAAGGGAGAGACAAGUCUGGGUAGGUGGGGGACCCCAGAUGAUGUUGCGAGCGUGGUUGCGUUUUUGGCGAGCGAGGACAGCAAGUUUAUGACUGGAGGGCAUCUGAAGGUUGAUGGUGGGUGUGUUAGCAUCUAG